Oldenlandia corymbosa var. corymbosa is the source of this 1321-nucleotide messenger RNA. NCBI's taxonomy places the organism in Eukaryota, Viridiplantae, Streptophyta, Magnoliopsida, Gentianales, Rubiaceae. The record is from the annotation of a GenBank genome assembly.
GGAAAAUUGUAGAAAUAUUAAGAAAAUAAUAAAUUAAGAAAAAAAGAAAAAAGAAAAAAGGGAAACUAUCACCUGUCGCUCAUCAAACCAUUAUUUCUUCUCUGCGUCCCUCCCUGUCGAAGCCCUUGAUCACUCAAUCGAUACAGAAAUCUAAACGGCGAUUAGAGUACGCUGUGAACAAUUCAGAAUGUUACGCGUAAUCAAGUCUCCAUUUUCUCUCUCAAAAUUCUCAAGCAUGGCGGCCGCAAGAAAUCAACGGCUUUUCUGCACAGAUCCUACUAAAGUUGAUGAACCUGUUAAAACUGAGGAAGCUGACACUGUACAUGUCCCUCCUCUAUCGGAGAAGAUACUUGUUCUGGGUGGUAAUGGAUUUGUUGGCUCACAUAUUUGUAAAGAGGCUCUAGGUCGUGGUCUUGCGGUUUCCAGCCUUAGCAGAACAGGAAGAUCUACCAUACAAGAACCUUGGGCUAACAAUGUAAUUUGGUAUCAAGGAAACCUCCUUUCGGAUGACUCUUGGAAGGAUGCUUUAAAAGGAGUAACAUCUGUUAUAUCUUGUGUGGGUGGCUUUGGUUCUAAUUCGUAUAUGUACAAAAUCAAUGGAACUGCAAAUAUUAAUGCAAUUAGAGCUGCUGCAGAAGAAGGGGUGAAAAGAUUUGUUUAUAUCUCUGCUGCUGACUUCGGUGUGGUGAAUUAUUUGCUACAGGGUUAUUACGAGGGGAAGAGAGCUGCUGAAACUGAGUUACUAACAAGAUACACAUAUGGUGGUGUCAUACUGAGGCCUGGAUUUAUACAUGGAACUCGUCGUGUUGGCAGCGUGAAGCUUCCACUUAGUGUGAUUGGAUCUCCGAUGGAGAUGGUUUUGCAGCAUGCAAAACCGCUAGGCCAGUUACCACUUAUCGGUCCUUUGCUAACUCCUCCGGUGAGUGUUACUGCAGUUGCCAAAGUUGCUGUACGAGCAGCAAGUGAUCCUGUGUUCCCCCCUGGCAUUGUAGAUGUGUUUGGUAUAUUGCGAUAUAGCCAGCAGAAGUCUGUAUAGACCUUUUGUCCCUGAAUCUUUACAAUGUUUAUCCGGAUGCUAACAUCAAUUGCUGAGAGGUUGAAUAAUCACUUGGUUAGAGAGAGUGUACAUGUGAACUUUCAUCUUGCUUUGGAGGAUAAUAAGUGAACCAUGUAUGUUAUCUUCUUAAUCAUGCUUAUUUCAUCCUUGUUUUUCAGUUUUACUAGCAUUAUGCCCGAGCGUUCCUCGGAUUGAAUACAUAUGUUAAUGAUUAUUAUCGAACAAUGUCUUUUUCUUCUAAUAUGAUUAUCCAAUUUGAAUUUU